CAGCGGGAAGAGUUACUAGUGCUAUGCUAGUCCACUACUGCCUCAUUGGCAUUGGGUACCCGUCGUUUACUGUUUUGUUUUCUGUCAUUGGCAAUCGUUUUCGCUUCAUUCACCUUCAAACUUUGGUAUCGCCGAAACAGCCAAUCCUCGCUGCCCAGAUUUUUCCGAAGACGAAGAGGAAAUGUUGGGGAUCACCAGGCAAAGUGUCAGCAAUGGAGCGUUGAGGAUUCGUCCUGCAUUUUACGCGUCUAGAAAUUACUCCGCCGCCGCAAAAGAGAGGACAGUCCGAGAAGCUCUCAAUUCUGCACUUGAUGAAGAAAUGUCUGCAGAUCCCAGGGUCUUUUUAAUAGGUGAAGAGGUUGGUGAAUAUCAGGGGGCAUACAAGAUUUCCAAAAGCCUUUUGGAGAAGUAUGGCCCUGAGAGGGUUCGUGACACCCCAAUUACAGAGGCUGGUUUUGCUGGCAUUGGAGUUGGUGCUGCUUACUAUGGCCUUAGACCUGUUGUCGAAUUUAUGACCUUUAACUUCUCCAUGCAGACAAUUGACCAAAUCAUUAAUUUUGCUGCAAAAUAAAGUUAUAUGUCUGCCGGUCAGCUUUCUGUACCAAUUGUUUUCAGGGGACCAAAUGGUGCUGCUGCUGGAGUUGCUGCUCAGCAUUCCCAGUGUUAUGCCUCAUGGUAUGGAACCUGUCCUGGUUUGAAGGUGCUUGUUCCAUAUUCAUCAGAAGAUGCCCGGGGCCUGCUAAAGGCUGCUAUAAGGGACCCUGAUCCUGUUGUUUUCCUUGAAAAUGAGUUGCUAUAUGGUCAGUCUUUUCCUGUUUCAGCAGAAGUUCUUAAUUCCAGUUUUUGCCUUCCCAUAGGGAAAGCUAAGAUAGAACGAGAAGGAAAGGAUGUAACUAUUACUGCUUUCUCGAAGAUGGUUGGUUAUGCUCUCAAGGCAGCUGAUAUGCUUGCCAAGGAGGGAAUAAAUGCUGAGGUUAUAAAUUUGCGCUCAAUUCGUCCCCUUGAUAGAGCAACAAUUAAUACUUCUGUGAGGAAAACUAACAGACUGGUAACUGUGGAAGAAGGGUUUCCUCAAAAUGGUGUUGGUGCUGAGAUCUGCGCAUCUGUCGUUGAGGAGAGUUUUGAGUUUCUAGAUGCACCUGUUGAGAGAAUAGGUGCUGCUGAUGUUCCCAUGCCUUAUGCUGCCAAUCUUGAGAGGAUGGCUGUUCCACAGGUUGAGGACAUAGUACGUGCGGCAAAGAGAACUUGCUACAGAUCAGUUUGAAUGCAUCAACUUCAUUUGGGAUUUGACAUCCUUUGCUAAUUUCUAUAUAUAAAAACCACUGUGAGUCUGGGUUAUUUUUUGACCUUCAAAAUUUUUCAUUCAGAAAACUCUAGGUAAUUCAAUAUAAUCAGGAAACAGCAAUUCAGGAAAAUAAAACAACGUAACACAUUCUUAACAAAUUUAAGAGAGAAUAACUGUAACUUGGGGGAACACUGUAUUGCUGGAUGCUGAAAUGGACAUGGAAUUAAUGAUUUUUGUGUUUACAGAAGUGUAGCACUUGA
Theobroma cacao (cacao) is the source of this 1545-nucleotide messenger RNA. RefSeq names its product Transketolase family protein (gene MAB1). Gene Ontology annotation, molecular function: pyruvate dehydrogenase (acetyl-transferring) activity. NCBI's taxonomy places the organism in Eukaryota, Viridiplantae, Streptophyta, Magnoliopsida, Malvales, Malvaceae. Gene Ontology annotation, biological process: pyruvate decarboxylation to acetyl-CoA. The record is from RefSeq and is a predicted model, not a curated record. Gene Ontology annotation, cellular component: pyruvate dehydrogenase complex.